GUGUAAUUAUUUCUUAAUGCAAAAUAUCCUGAUAUCAUCGCUUUUCCAAGCGUGAAAAUUUCGAGGGUGUUGCUGGUAAAGCGAAUUGUCACUUAAUAGCUACACAUUAAUCAUAAUUUUUAAAGUAAUAAUAUACCAUGUCUAACACAUUACCUGCAAAUGAACCAACCUAUGUUGCUUUUUUUGGUGUUAUGGGAGCUACAUCUGCCAUGAUUUUUAGUGCUCUUGGUGCUGCCUAUGGAACAGCAAAAAGUGGCACAGGAAUUGCAGCUAUGAGUGUCAUGAGGCCAGAGUUAAUUAUGAAAUCAAUUAUCCCAGUUGUCAUGGCUGGUAUUAUUGCAAUCUAUGGGCUAGUAGUAGCAGUAUUAAUAGCUAAUGGAUUGAAGUCGACUGGAUACACUUUAUUUAAGAGCUUUGUAGAUCUUGGUGCCGGUCUAAGUGUUGGUCUAAGUGGUUUAGCUGCAGGAUUCGCUAUUGGAAUUGUUGGCGAUGCUGGAGUUCGUGGAACUGCCCAACAACCACGUUUGUUUGUUGGCAUGAUUCUUAUACUCAUUUUUGCUGAAGUAUUAGGGUUGUAUGGACUAAUUGUUGCUUUAAUGUUAACUACUAAAUCUUAGUUUUUAACUUCUCAACAAUAUCAAUCUAAAUUUUAA
Hydra vulgaris (swiftwater hydra) is the source of this 653-nucleotide messenger RNA. RefSeq names its product V-type proton ATPase 16 kDa proteolipid subunit c. Gene Ontology annotation, biological process: proton transmembrane transport. Gene Ontology annotation, cellular component: membrane; proton-transporting V-type ATPase, V0 domain. Gene Ontology annotation, molecular function: proton-transporting ATPase activity, rotational mechanism. Lineage: Eukaryota; Metazoa; Cnidaria; Hydrozoa; Anthoathecata; Hydridae. The record is from RefSeq and is a predicted model, not a curated record.